AUGCCGAGAUCUUUUACGGGUCGCGAUGUUCUGCAAAGACGCGUUAGAUUCACAAAAGAUGUCCAGAUGCCAGAUUCUUUGCAUGAUCUAUCGAAGCUUGUUAUGGACAUCUCUAACUUGUUGCUUGUGCCUGAUACAUUCGACAGAGCCUGUAUUCACUCCGCUGAUUCUCCACCCCCUCGAACGACAUCGCCCGACUAUCAUCAGCUCCACCUUGGACCAGUUGAUUUUAUCAUCCCAAAAUCGUAA
Phycomyces blakesleeanus NRRL 1555(-) is the source of this 249-nucleotide messenger RNA. RefSeq lists its product as hypothetical. The coding region runs from base 1 to 249 and encodes 82 amino acids. The record is from RefSeq and is a predicted model, not a curated record. NCBI's taxonomy places the organism in Eukaryota, Fungi, Mucoromycota, Mucoromycetes, Mucorales, Phycomycetaceae. The transcript has 2 exons.